UUGGUCCCGCCGACUCGCCGUAGCUACAGUGAUCCAGAGGAAGGAGUUUUGUUUUGAUUAAAGUAACUUUAACGCUUUAUUUUACAUUCAGAAAUGGCUCAGAAUAUCCAGAACGUGACUUUGUCUCUGACAUUACCCAUAUCUUGUCAGAUUUGCCUCGGAAAGGUCCGUAAGCCGAUGAUCUGCUGUAACCACCACGUGUUCUGCGCAGCCUGCAUCGAGCUUUGGCUUCAGAAGUGCAGUCAGUGUCCCACCUGCAGAGUUCCCAUCACACCUGAAAAGCCGUGCCGGGAGAUUAUUGGAGCUGCUAAUGAGGGCGAGUCCAGGGAAAGCCAUUCGGUCAGGAAGCAUCUGAGGAGGACGCGAGCCAAAUUACUACUGCGAGAGUACGAGGAUGAAGUGGAGGCUCUGUUGAAGGAGAACGAAGAGCUGAAGAGCAGAAGUGAGAGUCUGGAGUCACAGCUGAAGGCGUCACUGAAGCCCACUGCCACUCCCAUCUCUCCUCCCCAAACUCUGCCUGACUCCGCCCUCCUGGAGGAAACGGCCAAUAGGCUGCGGGCUGCCAAUGAGCUCUAUCAGAGAGUGCAAGAGGACAUGGACAAGCUAAGAGACGUGAACAGAACUCUGCGCUCCCACAAUGUCGAGCUCGUCCAGGAGAACCUGCGCCUCAGAGCCGAGGUGGAGAACAGAUCUCCUCACAAGUUUGGCAGGUACACCGUCGCAGCGUUGGAGGCUAAGAUCUCACAGUACGAGCGAGAGAUGACCCAGCUGAAGAAGGCUCUGGAGCGAAGUGAUGCAUAUAUCGAGGAGCUGGAGUCCCAAGUGUCGAAGUCCCAGAGUGGGCAUCCAUCACAGAGCCCUUCCUCUGAACAGAGGCAGGACGGAGCGGGAGACAGUAGGAGCUCACAGCAGGACAGUACGUCUAUAGAUCCUUCAGACAGUCUUGCCUUCCUGCCUGUUCCUCUCUCUGAUGAAGCUUCAGGUUCUCAGAAGGACAUGACGGUGAACUUCGCCAUGCCCUCCACUCCUCCUACUCCAUCCUCGGCCCUCAGCUGUUUAAGUCUGAAAAGCCCGCUGGCACGGCGCGAGAAAAAGCCCAGCUGUAGCCUCGUCCCGUAUCUCAGGAGGCUCCGCUUUGAUGACUCGAGCAGCUCAACGUUUUCCUUAGUGGAACAAGCUUUACCUAAAAUCCCUAACAAUCUGUUAGAGCAGGAAACCUCACUCAGUUCAGCCAGUCAGAGUGUGUGGAGCAGGUGGGAGGAGCCUUGUUCCGCUACUUUCCACAGCGCAAAGGAAAAGGAGGAGAACGUCAGCGAGGGCGUGUCCUUAGCAGAGGAAGCUCGGAUGGAUGCGGCAUUCCUCAACAUCGUCUCUGAGCUCGACUCCAUGAUGGCUGAAGGGGAAAGCUCUCGCUCUCACGCUCAUACGCCUCGGCCUCCUCCUGACUUUGAUGCCGCGUCAGUCUCAGACCUUGCCACAGACGUACCACAGACCUUUGAUGAACCUCUGAAGCGGAAAUGUCCCAUUAGCCUAGCAACAUCCAGUCCCUCCAAACUGUCCAGGAUUAAAUAGCUUCAUUUAUAAUUAU
Molecule: messenger RNA, 1588 nt
Organism: Neoarius graeffei (lesser salmon catfish)
Lineage: Eukaryota; Metazoa; Chordata; Actinopteri; Siluriformes; Ariidae
Gene: obi1
Product: ORC ubiquitin ligase 1
Exons: 6
Coding region: 94-1572 (492 amino acids)
Biological process (GO): regulation of DNA replication; protein monoubiquitination
Molecular function (GO): ubiquitin-protein transferase activity
Source: RefSeq, a predicted model, not a curated record